Anguilla rostrata (American eel) is the source of this 5301-nucleotide messenger RNA. RefSeq names its product solute carrier family 9 member A5 (gene slc9a5). Gene Ontology annotation, biological process: proton transmembrane transport; potassium ion transmembrane transport; regulation of intracellular pH. The coding region runs from base 132 to 3020 and encodes 962 amino acids. The record is from RefSeq and is a predicted model, not a curated record. NCBI's taxonomy places the organism in Eukaryota, Metazoa, Chordata, Actinopteri, Anguilliformes, Anguillidae. Gene Ontology annotation, molecular function: sodium:proton antiporter activity; potassium:proton antiporter activity. Gene Ontology annotation, cellular component: plasma membrane. The transcript has 16 exons.
UACCUCCGCUCUCGUCCAGGCAGAGGUGUUUGUACUACGCGCCGGUGACUGGUCACCCGCUGUCCUUACGCUCCUCCGUCAGAUGUAUAAAGGAGAAGGCAACAUGACAGUCCGUUGAUUGUGCCAAGAAGAUGCUCGUCACUCUGUUGCUGGCGUUGUCUACAGCCAGCGGAGCUGUAGCUGACCUUUACGUGACUGAGACAUCACCUCGCACAGAACUCGCCGUAGCCGUUGCGCCGGUGCCAUCCCCCACAGCGUCUCAUCAUCUUCCCGAAGAGCGCAGUGAUGCUGGGAUAGCCUUAGCUCGAUCCGCGGACUCAUAUGAGUCAGCUGCGACCACUGAUCGCGGCGAAUUGUCUCACCACGGUGGAGGAUACAAAAUUGUUCAGUGGGAAUGGAGCUACGUACAGACACCUUAUAUUAUCGCCAUAUGGAUCCUGGUGGCCAGUGUCGCGAAAAUACUGUUCCACUUCUCCCAGCGCGUCACCACCGUGGUUCCCGAGAGCUGCCUGCUCAUCCUGCUGGGCCUGGUCCUGGGUGGCAUCGUCCUCGUCGCCAACAAGAAGCAGCUGUACCAGCUGGAGCCCGGCCUCUUCUUCCUCUUCCUGCUGCCCACCAUCGUCGGGGAUGCCGGCUACUUCAUGCCCAGCAGGCUGUUCUUCGACAACCUGGGCGCCAUCCUCAUGUACGCCGUGGUGGGCACCCUGUGGAACGCCUUCUGCACGGGCUUCUGUCUGUAUGGGGCGAAGCUGGCAGGAAUAAUCGAUGAAAAGGUGGAAGGGGGGAUGAUGGAGUUCUUGCUGUUCGGGGCACUGAUCUCGGCGGUGGACCCCGUGGCGGUGCUGGCCGUGUUCGAGGAGGUUCACGUCAACGAGACGCUCUUCAUCAUCGUCUUUGGCGAGUCACUGCUCAACGAUGCUGUCACGGUGGUCUUAUAUAAAGUUUACAUCUCAUUCGUGGAGGUGGGGCCAGGGAACAUUCACACGGCAGAUUAUUUCAAAGGAAUUGCCUCCUUCCUCAUCGUCAGCGUUGGGGGGACGAUAGUAGGCCUGAUCUUCGCCUUCAUCCUGGCCUUCGCCACGCGUUUCACCAAAAAGGUGCGCAUCAUCGAGCCGCUCUUCGUGUUCCUGCUGGUCUACCUGGCCUACCUGACGGCCGAGCUGCUCUCUCUGUCGGCGAUCCUCUCCAUGACCUUCUGUGGCAUCGGCUGCAAUAAGUACGUGGAGGCAAACAUCUCCCAGAAGUCCCGUACCACUGUCAAGUACACCAUGAAGACUUUGGCCAGCAUCGCGGAGACCAUCAUCUUCAUCUUCCUGGGGAUCUCCGCCGUGGAUAAGACUAAGUGGGCCUGGGACACAGGCCUGGUCGUCUGUACGCUCAUCUUCAUCUUGUUCUUCAGAGCCGUGGGUGUUGUCAUGCAGACCUGGGUGUUGAAUUGGUUCAGACUUGUUCCUCUCGACAAGAUUGACCAGGUGGUGAUGUCGUAUGGGGGCCUGAGAGGAGCAGUUGCAUUUGCCUUGGUUAUAUUGCUUAAAGUUGAGCACGUGAAAGCAAAGGAUUACUUUGUGGCAACCACGAUCAUCGUCGUGUUCUUCACGGUCAUGUUUCAGGGCCUGACCAUCAAGCCGCUGGUGAAGUGGCUGAAGGUGCCGCGCAGCACCAACCGGAAGCCCACCAUCAACGAGGAGAUCCACGAGAGGGCGUUUGACCACAUCCUGACUGCAGUGGAGGACAUCGCUGGGCUGAAUGGCUACCACCACUGGAGAGACAAGUGGGAGCAGUUUGACAAGAACUACCUGAGUAAACUUCUGAUGCGGAAGUCUGUGUACCACAAAGGGGAGCUCUGGGAGGUGUACCAGAAGAUGAACAUCAGGGAUGCCAUCAGUCUCAUUGAUCAGGGGGGCAAUGUGCUGUCCUCUGCCAGGCUGUCUCUGCCGUCCAUGGCCAGCAGGACGUCUUUUUCAGAUGUCACCAACGUCUCCAACUACCUACGGGGGAAUGAGAGCGGAGUGUGCCUGGACCUGCAGGUCAUCGACAUGGUGCCGAGUGGGAAGGUGCAGGAGGAGACAGAGACACACCAUCUCCUCACCGGGAACCUGUACAAGCCUCGGCGACGGUACCAGGCACACUACAGCCGUCACUUCGUGAUGGUGGGGGACCGGGAGAGGCAGGACCGGGAGGUGUUCCAGAGGAACAUGCGCAGCCGCCUCGAGUCCUUCAAGUCCACCCGCCACAAGGGCAAAGGGCGCCACAAGAAGGACCGCAGCCAGAAAAAGCGCAAGGGUUCAGAUGCCAAGGAGCAAGACGUCAACGGCAAACCAAGAAGAAAUGUCAGCUGGCAAGACAGCGUUCCGGUGGUCCCAACCGCAGAAUCAGAGGAAGAUAAAAGUGAAAACUCUGACCCUGAGAGAGAAGAGGAUGUGGGCAUCACCUUUGUGGCUCGCAAAGCAGAAGAAAUCUCAAGGGAGGAAGCGAAACCAGCCUCACCUGCGCUGGAGGUGUGUCAGAGCCCCUCCGUCAUGCCCCCGUCUCCCACCUGCGCAGAAAAGCACCUACCCUGGAAGGGGGGUGGGGGCACUCUCCCCGUCUGCGUCUCCAUGGAGACCACCAAGAUCAUUCCCAUCGACCUUCAGCAGGCCUGGAACCAGAGCAUCUCGUCCCUGGAGAGCCUGGCGUCCCCCCCCGCGCCCGCCGAGCCGCAGCACCCGCGGGUGGCGGCCAUAUUCAGGCAGGAGGGGGUGUGGGCGGGGGGAGGCGCGCCCGUGCUCAGCGCCCGCUUCCAGUUCCCGGGCGAGGAGGAGGAGGAGGACGGCCAGUCUCUGCAGCAGCAGGAGGCGCAGCCUCUCAUGAGCUCCGGAAGACCUCCACCGCAUCCUCCUGCUCCUCCUCCUCCCGCCUCUCAGGGUGCGGGGAGGAGACCCCCCGCGUUUAACAGGAACCCCCGCGGGUAUCUGAGGGGCCUGGUGACAGCGCCCCCUCCUGGCAGUGCGCUGCGCAGCAGAGGACCCACACAACUGUAGUUUACUGAAGCUGCAGAGCGCACGAAGGCCCUGUCUGCAUCACACUCACACCUGUGUCUGCCUGGCUCAGUCUUAUUCCUCCAAAAGGUGGCACGUGUCUACAACAGUCAUGGCCUAACAUACCAUCAUAUUAUGCGACAGAGGACCUUUUUUCUGGCAUAUUUUAAACUAUUUCGAUUUGAGUAAGUUGGCCUAAUGUUGUGCAUACUUCUGAUUAUUAUUACUUCUACUUCUGAACACCUUUUUGUAGGGUAGGCCAGAAUCUUGUGUCCCAUUUCACUAAGAUUCAAGGUGGAUGUGCUGGAAAAAAAGGUGGAAAUUGUGGUGCGGGUAGUGUGGCAGGGACAGGGCAACUACUUGCAGGAAAAGCUGCUUAUAUAUGAAAUGAUGUCACAAUGUCAAAUGAUGUCAGUUACCGUACGUGUUUUCCGUUUUGCUAUUUCACAUGCUCAUGCCUACAGUAGUGUUUUUAGCAUAUAUUUUGAGAAGUCUGCAUGUUCUUUUCACAUUACCACAGAUUUUUUUUAAAAACUGGACAGACUCUACUUGAGUAAAUGCAGAAGCCCUGUUUGAUUGCAUUCUCUAAACUGAAGUGUGGCAAUGAGAGAUUCAGCCUGGCGUCAAUGUCAAUGUUUUUCCCUUCUGUGGAGUAGAAUAGGACAUAGCUUGACUCUUUCCUCUCAUUCAAAUAACUCAAGAUAUUAGAGAAAUGUAAUAUAAACUAGAGCAAUAAGAUUUACUCCCUCCCACUUAUGAUACACCUCAUUUUUAUGAAUCAACAAGAGAAAUGCAACAUUACUGACAAGAAUAUCUCGGUAUCAGUGAAAGUUGCAUGGUGUACAGAAAAUCCUGAAAAUGAUCAGGUAUAUAUUUAUUAUUACUUUCACAGGUGAGCCAUUUACGCUCAUCACAUACAGUUUUGGCAUUUGAUUUGUUCCCAUAAGAUGACUGAAUAGCAACAAUUAAAUUAUCCUGUGUCUAACAGUACUCUUAUUUAUUUGUGAAUUAUGAAUGCAGCCUUAUUUAUGAGUGUCAUGUUUUCUUUAUAUAAAAUCUUUUUCAUAAAUAUUGAUGGACACACCUUUUUGUAAAGCUGAAAUAACUGAAAACAACAAAGAAUUAACUACCAAAGUGAACAACAAUGAAUGUGUCUUGUGUAUUGUCAAUCAUUACUGCAUUCUAUCAUAUUUUAUAUUUGAAAUUGUUGUUGUCUUUGAUGUAACUGAUGGAGAAUUGAUGUGCUAAAAUGGUAUAUAGAGGCUUAAACAGUGCCAUUAUAUAGUGCCUAAUCUAAGUUAUUUGACAAGAAAGCUUAAUGAUAUAUUUCAAUACUUCCAUUCCUUUUCUGAGUAAUAAGCAUACAAGUACAUGCUUAUCUGUUCAGUUCAAAUAGACAAAAAUAGACAUAAACAUGAAUACCAGCUAAAUACCUGUUGUUGAGGUACAUAUUAUCAAAUGUGUGGCAAGAUAGAAAAUAGAGAGAGCAUACAGAUUAACUUUUGACAGUACCUAAUUAUCCACAGCAUCUCAUGGUAUAGCCUACCAAAUUUACAGACAGUAGAAGGCAAACAUUUGCAUGUGAGCUAUAGGCUACUCGAUUUGAAAUCAAUUUACAAUGAUUUUUACCUGAGAAGCCAAACACUGUUCACCACCAUAUAGAUAUAAAUGCAACAUUGAACACACAUUCACAUACAAAUAAAUGUGAACAUGUUAGACAGCCAUGACAUAUGUCUCUGUUAUGGUAAGUGACACGAUUAAAGUAGGCUAACACUAGUUUUAGACAGCAGAGUAGAACAUGGGAGGGAUUUUGAAUCUCAAAUGGGCCUUACUGCUGUGGUCUUGUGAUGUCCUAUAACUAGUCUGUUCUUUUUUAGUAAAAAAAAGUGUUACUUUGUUCUUGAAUCCCAAUGUUUUAUUAAGCAAAAUCCCCAGAAUGGAUGUAUGACGACGUAUGCACUGGUAUGGGAUGUGCCUUCAAAAAAGUGUAGACGCAAAUAGAAGCGGGGCCUUGAAGACAUUCGCAGUGCCUGGCGUUGAGCGUGCGGCCGUUUGUCACCUUAACUGUCUGUUACUGUAAUUUUAACUACAUUUACCGCCAAUUAAAUAUGCAAAGAAUGUUGUACUGGCCUAUUUUAACGAGAUAACUAAAAGUGUCUUUUUUUCCUUCUUACAACGGUAUGUCUGUUAUGUAGAAAAUCAAUGUAAAAACAUAUCUGUGCCAAAUGUUAACUUCUUCAAAUGUUCACAUGGGUCCAAUAAUAAAGGUUAAAAUAAAUUCAAA